Rhodofomes roseus is the source of this 2292-nucleotide messenger RNA. RefSeq lists its product as uncharacterized. The transcript is spliced from 6 exons. The record is from RefSeq and is a predicted model, not a curated record. Bases 1 to 2292 code for a protein of 763 amino acids. NCBI's taxonomy places the organism in Eukaryota, Fungi, Basidiomycota, Agaricomycetes, Polyporales, Fomitopsidaceae.
AUGGCUUCCCCUCAGGUCUCCUUUGACUCCCCUAUCACUUCUGCCGCAAGCCCCGCCGCCAAGUCAGACGAGUCGUCCUCGUCGUCCAACGGCAAGACAGCUUUCACGUCUCAAGCGAGUGACCCACCUGUUGACAGCUCCUUUGUCGACUCCGGAUACUCUGGAAGUGACGACGGUAAGGGCAAUAAACAGCCAACCCCUUCCAACACCAAUCCCUUCGACACCAAUCCCCACGUCCAGCAUCUGUUCAAUCGCCUGCUCAGUAGCAACUUCCCUCACCAGCACAAGAUCUUCGGCAACUGGUUCACUGACGAAGUCUUCCCCUGGCUCACUCGGGCUACAUUUGUAGAACCUUCGGUCAGGACCAUUUACCUGCCGCGUGACAAGUGGUACAAGCUAGAGGAACACUUCGCCUCUUGCCAUCAAAUCCGUCGUGGCAUCAUCAAAUUAUUCUACAAUCUCAGCCAGCAACACUUAGCAAUGUCCGUCACCACUCCCUUGCACACAGAAUCCGGCAGGCAGCUGGAGGAAGGUAUCAAUGUUGUCGCGUACCCGAGUGAACAACUCAAGUACACGAAGCUCAAGGCGGAGAGUAGCGAGGCAGCACCGUACUGUGUCACAUCAGAGGGCAAGAUGCUCCAGCAGGUCGCUGACCACAAGCUGUCGGUUGUUCUUCGCCAAGAAUUCAGGCGUCUGCUGGGCCGACGUAGGGUCACUCGAGGAGCCAAAGUGCAACCUCCCCCAUUCUCUUGCGAGGUCACCAAUGUGGAGACGUCCCACAGCGAGCAUGACGGUCACGUUUUACACAAAGCUGCUGUGGGAUCAACAACGGAAACCCUUCGAACAGCCGGUCUCAUGACCAAGUUCGCUCCUGCAGAGGUGGAGGGUGUGGUUUUCUUGCAUGCACCUGCCCCGGCGGCCACUUCCUUGUCUACCCUCGCCAGCCCAGCAGGCGCUCAGGCCUCGGCCGGAUCCCCUUCUCUCCGUCCACCAGCCACUUCCUUGUCUACAACUACUAUUGCCGUCUCGUCUACACUUGCCCCGGCGGCCACUUCCUUGUCUACACCUGCCCUGGCAGCCACUUCCUCCGAGUCGUCUACCCUUGCCAGCCUGGCAGGCGCUCAGGCCCAGGGCCGUCCACGGCGGCAGUCUACCAAGCCAGCGGCCCGAUCCCCUUCUCCCAGUCCAGUGCGGCGGUCUAUCAAGCCAGAGGGAGAAGAGAGUGAGAUAUUCGGUAUCGUCCCGGUCAUUAUCAUCAACCUCCAGGACAGUUCAAUGGCAAAGGGAGAUGGAAAGCCUGUGGGCUGUAAGAUGGUCACCUUCACCUCAGCGGAUGGCAUACUCGAAUUGAAAAUGGCACCCCUCAAAGAUCCCGAUUCUUUCUUUGGCCAACUCUGGAAGGGAGACACGCUACUCACCCCAGAAAGGUCGGCUGCGAUGCUUGUCUUCCUGGACAGAGAGGGUCUGGAGCGCCUGAGGAAGGGUGUCACGGCUGGAUGGAGUGCAGAUCGGUUCAUCGAGGAAGGAGAUGGCAUGCACAUCGUCCCAGACGUCCCAGAGGCACCGGGUGACAGCACCCAGCAAAGCCCCAAAGUACAGCAGGAAUACCGGAGGAUGAUACCAGUGUGGGGGCAGUACGUGCGGCAACUUCGCUAUAUGCAGUGCGCGUACGAAAAGCUGGCCAUCAACGUGAUUCAUGGCGCCAAUUCUGACAAGGUGACUGCGUGGCUGAAAGACGUCCUCCCUCGGCUCAAGGCACAAGAGGCACAGUUGCCUGAGGGUGUCGUGAAGGACGACAACUACGGCCUCGCGUAUGUGGUAGACCUCAUUGCUGAAGGUCUCGCACAGGCAGCAGAAAAAAUGGCCGUGGAAAAGCACCAAAGUAGCUUCUCGGCACAGAACAGUUACCCCAAGGUCUUGUUGGCCGCCGGCAUGAAGCGGACCCAUGGCGAUCCGCGCUGGGUCGAUAUUGAUGACGGCCACCUCAAUGACGGCUACCAAUACCUGCUCGAAGGGACACUGACCAAGAAACCGCGCUUCGAGGACCGGCUUGAGCCACCACGCCCCAUCAUGGACCAUAAGUGGCGCAACCCAGCGGGCCUACAGCAAUACAAUGAGUUUGUUGUAGGAUACAAUGUGGAACGUGACACAGCCCCAGUUGAGGCGGCACAGGAGGCUAAAGACGGGGAGUAUGUUGACACGUCCACUGGCAGUGGGUCCUGUCGGCCCAGUCGGCAGAAGGACAAAGGGAAGGGCACGGCCAAGGGGCAGAACAUGAUGGGCAGGCGAUAG